CCUCCUCUUCACUUGGGCUGUCUGUGCGUCUGCCGGAGUGUGUGUGGCGACAGAGCAGAGGGAAGGAGUGUGUGAGGGUCGUAGGGACAUGUGAUAGCUCGCUCUUGGAAGCCCGAUUGAUCUGGUGGACGUGGUUGGACGCUGCGACCAUAAUGAGGACCUGGUUUAACGUUUUACCUCUUCUGACCCUGUGGGUGGUCCACUCUGAGGCUUGGUUGUGGUCCUGGCGUGCGGCUGAUACAACAUUGGCCAACAGGUUGGAGACGGAGGGUUCUGGCAGCGUGGCGGUCAGUGGGGAGCCACCGUCUGAGAGCGGCCCCACGGUAGGAGCAGAGAUCAUUGAUGAACAUGUGAUCCAAAAGACUGGGCAGACUUGGGAUGAGACGACCGAAGCCCUUCAGCUGAUGGCUGUAGUUCCUUCAGAGGCACCAGAGACGGGACAUGGAGCAGAAACGGCUGCUGCAGGAAGGUCACCAGACAGAAGUACACCUGAAGACGACGGCGUCUCGCUGCUGCAGCUGAUCGGAGACCCUCCCCCCGAUAAGAUCCCCCAGGUGGUCGGCCCGGACAACAGCCCCGCCUACCUCUUCGGCCCGGACUCCACCACGGGCCAGCUCGCCCGCGCACACCUCCCCAACCCCUUCUACAGAGACUUUGCCCUCAUCUUCAACCUGAAGCCCACCUCAGACCACGGCGGCAUCAUCUUCUCCAUCACAGACGCCUCGCAGAAGGUCGUGCACGUCGGGGUCAAACUGUCAGCGGUGCAGGGCGCCGAGCAGGACGUGGUUUUAUACUACAGCGAGCCCGGCGCCGAGCGGUCCCACGAGGCGGCCAGGUUCCGCGUGCCUUCCAUGAAGGACACCUGGAACCGCUUUGCCGUGGCGGUGAAGGACGACAAAGUGAUGUUCCACCUCAACUGUGACGGGGAACACCGGGCGACGCGCAUCGAGAGGUCCCCGGAUGAGAUGGAGCUGGAGAACGGUGCCGGGGUGUUCGUGGGUCAAGCCGGAGGGGAACAUCCUGAGAAGUUUCAGGGAGCCAUCAGCGAGCUGAGGGUGGUGGGAGACCCCCGCGCUGCGGAGCGCCUCUGCGAGGAGGACGACGACUCGGAUAUGGCUUCAGGAGAAGGAAGUGGCUACGGAGAAACCAGACGGCCGAAGCCUUACAGGGAGAACCCGCAACACACGAAAACCGUGAUGUCUCUUCAACCCAUCCCACAGCCGCCACUGGACAGGAAAGAGGAGGAGGUAGCCUUCAGAGAGACAGGUGCAGUCGUUGCUAAAGGAGAAAAAGGCGAAAGAGGGGACAAAGGAGAGAAAGGAGACAGGGGCCCGAUGGGGCCAAAGGGAGAAGCAGGCUCCGGCUCGCAGGGCGGAACCCGUGGACUCAAGGGAGAACCUGGUGACAAAGGAGCAAAGGGCAACGCAGGCUUUGGAUAUCCUGGCACAAAGGGUGAACCGGGCCCUCAAGGACCACCAGGACCCCCUGGUCCUGCAGGGCCCGCGACAGAGUAUUCAGUCUCAAGGGACGGGUCGGUUGUUUCAAAGGUUCCUGGACCCCGAGGACCACCUGGAUCUCCAGGUCCUCAGGGACCACCAGGAGAAGAUGGCGAACCAGGCGAUCCUGGCGAAGAUGGAAAAACUGGGCCUCAGGGACCUCCAGGGUUUCCGGGAACCCCAGGUGACCCAGGACUGAAAGGAGAGAAGGGUGACCGUGGAGACGGCCAGCCCGGCCCCAGGGGACCCCCAGGGCCUCCAGGGCCCCCGGGUACCGGAUUCAGAUCUACAUUCGAGGACAUGGAGGCCUCUGGAUUCCCUGAUUUAUCCCUUCGGGCGAUUCCAGGUCCACCAGGUCCUCCUGGUCCCCCCGGUCUUCCGGGGCCCCCCUCAGACGUGAACUCUGGAGCUAUGGGACCCCCGGGAAAGGAUGGGGCACCUGGUCAACCUGGUCUGCCUGGUGUACCUGGUGCUGAUGGUCUCCCAGGAGCUCCUGGUUCUAAGGGAGAAAAGGGGGAUUCAGGCGAGCUGGGACUCCCAGGAGCAAUUGGACAAAAGGGAGCUCAAGGAGAACCUGGUUUCUCUGGACCUGCAGGAGAACCUGGACUGGCUGGUCUGCCAGGACCCAUGGGACCAGUUGGUCGUCCUGGGCCUCCAGGACCUCCAGGGCCUCCAGGACCGGGUCAUCGGGUUGGAUUUGAUGACAUGGAGGACUCCAGUGGGAUUUUCACUAACGGACUUCCUGGGAUCAGAGGACCAGAAGGAAUACAGGGUCCUCCUGGUUCUCCUGGACAACCGGGCAGACCCGGUUUGCCUGGUACACAAGGUCCGAACGGUGAGCAGGGUCCUCCAGGAAGAGACGGACAGCCAGGCCUGGACGGAUUCCCGGGGCCUCCGGGCCAAAAGGGUGACAGAGGUGACAAAGGAGAGACGGGUGAAGCCGGUCGGGAUGGAACUGGACUCCCAGGUCCACCGGGUCCGCCAGGACCACCAGGACAGAUAAUCUACCAAACACCUGACGGCGAGGCCUCUGGUUUACCUGGUAGAGCUGGAUUUCCUGGUCCUGUUGGACCGAAGGGGGACAGAGGUGACCCUGGUCCCUCAGGUUAUGGCCUGAAGGGUGAAAAAGGAGAGCCAGGCUUGAUAAUUGGACCUGAUGGAAAUGCUUUGUUUCUGGGCGGUUUAGGCGGCCCCAAGGGAGACAGGGGACCUUCAGGACCUGUUGGACCUGCUGGGCCUCAGGGGCCUCCUGGACUGAAAGGGGAAAUAGGAAUGCCUGGAAGACCUGGUCGACCAGGUGUGAAUGGAUACAAGGGUGAAAAAGGAGAGCCAGGAGGCGGUUCGGGUUACGGCUACCCAGGUGUCCCCGGUCCACCAGGACCUCCUGGACCACCAGGCCCAGCCAUUCCUCUGGAUCGCUUUAACCGCUUUGAUGAAAGUUCGAGGAGCUAUCAAGUGGUAAAAGGAGAGAAAGGAGAACGUGGAGACCGCGGACCUCCUGGGAUCCCAGGGACGGUGUCAAAUUUCGAUGUUUACACAUUUAAGAAUGAGAUGAAGGGAGAACAGGGAGAUCCAGGAGUGAAGGGAGAGAAGGGAGAGCCAGGUGGUGGAUAUUAUGACCCACGUUUUGGAGGACCACUGGGCCCUCCAGGACCUCCAGGAAACCCGGGCCUACCAGGUCCAAAGGGGGACUCUAUUGUGGGCCCUCCUGGACCCCCAGGACCUUCUGGACCACCGGGGGUUGGUUAUGAUGGACGUCCAGGUCCAGCAGGUCCACCUGGCCCUCCGGGACCUCCAGGCUCUUCUUCAUUCUCUGGAACAUACAGGCCCAAUUACCCUGUCAGUGUCCCUGGACCUCCUGGUCCCCCGGGGCCACCUGGAAGUCCUGGGUCCUCCUCUGGGGUGACGGUGUUGAGGUCGUAUGACAUCAUGAUGGCUACAGCCAGGAGGCAGCCUGAGGGCAGCCUCAUAUACAUCAUGGACAAAGCCGACCUUUACCUGAGAGUGCGGGAUGGACUCCGACAAGUCCUUCUCGGAGACUACAGAACCUUCUUUGGAGAUCUGGGCAAUGAGGUGGCAGAAGUCCAGCCUCCGCCGGUGGUUGUGUACCCCCACACCCCAGACCAGACCUCCAACAACGGAGCGGGUCAUUACUCCCAGAGCAGCGCGGUCCUCCGACCCGUCGAGCCCCCGCUGCAGCGGCCCAGCCCCCCCGUGGCUGCAGCUGAAUCAUCAGAAUCAGGACUCCACCUCGUGGCGUUGAACGCGCCUCAGACUGGAAACAUGCGAGGCAUUCGCGGCGCGGACUUCCUGUGCUUCCAGCAGGCUCGUGCUGUUGGUCUGAAGGGAACAUUCAGAGCCUUCCUGUCCUCCAAGCUCCAAGACCUCUAUACUAUCGUCCGCAGGUCGGACAGGAACGGAUUCCCUAUAAUGAACCUCAAGAACCAAGUGUUGUUCAGCAGCUGGGAGUCCAUCUUCAGCGAGGACAGCAGCAAAAUGAGGGAGAACGUGCCAUUAUACUCCUUUGAUGGUAGAGACAUCCUCAGGGACAGUGCAUGGCCAGAGAAGAUGGUCUGGCAUGGAUCGAGCGAAAAGGGCCACCGGCAAAUGGAUCAUUACUGUGAAACGUGGCGGGCGGGCGAGCGCGCUGUGACGGGCCUGGCGUCGUCCCUGCAGAGCGGCCGCCUCCUGCAGCCGACGCCCAGCAGCUGCUCCGGCUCCUACGUCGUCCUCUGCAUCGAGAACGCCUUCACGUCGCCCUCCAAAUGAUGCAUCCAUCCUCCUUUCCUGUCAUUCCCCUGUGUUCAGGGCCCUAGUUAACACAUUUUUUGUAAACUCAGCUGAUACAUUUUUUUUUUUAUCCCUCUCCUUUUAAUUUUUUAUGCUAACGCAGCUUGUAAACAUGUGGCAUCGGAUGAACUGCCCCUGAGGAGUUUCUUGCCUGGCAUCCAUAAACGCCAAAGAAACGGCUCCAACAGGAAGCCGUUGGUCAUUUUUCCCCCAGGAUAUUGGCACAUAUUUUCCUUUAAGUGCAGAACGGUGUCUUUCUCAAAAUGAAUCUUGUGUUUUUAAAUUCUGUAUAUUACAUGUUUGUUAUUUGUGGUCAUUUUUAUGUUAUCUAUGUUUGGAACGUUUCCUUUUGUCUUUAUCCAUCCUCAGCUUUUUGUUUUUCUUUCUAGGAAUUUAGCUUUUUGGAUUUUUGUUCUUCUCAGUUUCAGUCUAGAUUUGGGGUAAUGAUGGAUUGCAUCAAAUUUAUAAGGAUUAUUUUAAAAUAAGAAAAAAAUGAUAAUAGAUAUUUAUUUUUAAAUGAAGUUAUAAAACAAAAAAAUGGAACAUUAAAACUCAUUUUAUUUCCACACAACAUAAAAAGAGGCUUUGAUGAGAAGCUGUGCCUUAUCACACACCUAGGUUUGCUUACAGACAACAAUAAACCACUAAGGACUUUUCUGGUGACAUUUUUCAGAUGUUGGUAGAUUCUACUGAAUUAAAGUGACUCAUUUUGGAUAUCUAGGGGCAAUUUUCCUGUUAAAUUUGAAAAUGAUUAUUCUGAGAUAAUGAUUUUGCCCUUUUACCAACUUGUUAAGUCUUUAUAUGAGCAAAACUGGCUAAUAUUUUUCAGGAAAACCAGCCUUUUGAGGUCAGAGUUUCAUACUCUUUCACUUCCGUUUCACAGGCUGACGUAGCCUCAGUGUUUCAGACGUUUCAACUGUAUCUGUGAAUAUACUUUUUUUUUUUUUUGGAUGACAAAUUGUGCUGUACUGUUUCACCCAGGCACUGAAUUAAAGAUUUGUUCAAUUACUGUUG
This is a messenger RNA of Fundulus heteroclitus (mummichog), 5300 nucleotides long. RefSeq names its product collagen type XVIII alpha 1 chain a (gene col18a1a). Lineage: Eukaryota; Metazoa; Chordata; Actinopteri; Cyprinodontiformes; Fundulidae. The coding region runs from base 153 to 4265 and encodes 1370 amino acids. The transcript is spliced from 40 exons. The record is from RefSeq and is a predicted model, not a curated record.